This is a messenger RNA of Osmerus eperlanus (European smelt), 3738 nucleotides long. Its product is annotated as monocarboxylate transporter 7-like. The record is from RefSeq and is a predicted model, not a curated record. Gene Ontology annotation, molecular function: monocarboxylic acid transmembrane transporter activity. Gene Ontology annotation, cellular component: plasma membrane. The coding region runs from base 1352 to 3226 and encodes 624 amino acids. Gene Ontology annotation, biological process: transmembrane transport; monocarboxylic acid transport. NCBI's taxonomy places the organism in Eukaryota, Metazoa, Chordata, Actinopteri, Osmeriformes, Osmeridae. The transcript is spliced from 5 exons.
GUUGAGCCACUGGUUUCACAUGACUACGCAGCAGCACACAGUAUUAUAGUCCACCACAUAAGAAGAAGCAAGGAUAUAAUUCCCCUCAAUCUAAGCACAUACGGUAGGUGGGAGGACUAUUCUCCUUUUAACGUCAUGCUUUGGAGCACAACUAACUGAAACAAAUGACUGAGAGGCAAAUCAUUGGAAAUUGUAUCAAUCUCCCAACCAAUAUUCCAGUAUUAAACUGUAGUAAAAUAUUUAGAAAUGGCAAUAUUUAUAUAGACUAGUUAAGUCACGUUGACCCAUGGCCACAGACAGAGCUCUGCCUGUGAACCACACUGAAGAAGGCAGACUAGCAUUCAACUGUAACUUUCUCUCUCUCUCUCUCUUUGCCUGCUAAGCUAACUCACAAUCAACAUUUUGUCAUUAGAUUUAUCGGUGGGCAAACUGGCAUAACAGGGCUGUUUAUAGUGCUAGAACAUGAAUCCUGAACGCUAUUGGAUAUUGUGAAAUCUCGCCUCUCGGAUGUUGACUAUAUUGCUCAAUAUGUUUGUUUGGAACACUUAAAAGGAAUGUUCUAGACCAAAUGUUCUUUGACAAAACAUAAAUAAAUCAGAUUAUCUAGGUUUAAUUGUGACAUGCAUUCAUUAGUAGACAGAGGCAUCCCGUGGUGGGCUUAACUUUAACUGGCGAUAGAUUUUUCCACCACUAAACUUGGCCAACUUUGAAUCCAGUCGGAACAACAUGUUUGCAGAUGGGUCUACUCUGUUCAAGCACACGCAUCAAAAUAAUACAAGAGGAUAAAAGACGGGCCAGUUACUGUGGCAUUUAGAUUUAGGUUAUAUUGUCACUUGCAGCUGCGCAUUCAGUGGGCAUCAGAGAGUUGGAUUAUGAGUUGCGAAAACAAAUGUGGUGAGUACAACUAUGGUAAGUAUUAGUAGCCUACGUCGGAAAAUAAUGAUAGAGAUUUUCAGUAUUGAGUUGAUCAUGUUAAUAGCCUAGCAUUCACUGCGGUUGUGAUUCACACCAACAUCUUCGAUUCUAGCAUCAUUUUCAACAAUAACAUACUCAAUCGUAUGUGUAAAGUCGUUCACAUCGCCAAAAUCCCGCUUGUUACAUAAAUAACUGCAAGGCCUUAUUAGGUCGUAAAAAAUCGUAGUUUACCGUUUUCAGUUCACAGAAGAAUCAAGUUGCUUCUGAGUUCCCUGCAGGUAUAAGCGUUAACGCACGCAACGUGCGCGUUCUCAUAAGUCGCGCGUUCACGUGUAAACCUUUUUUCAAUCACCAACAUCUUGAAAAAAUGUUCUUCAAUAUCCUCCAACUCAACUCCUUCUCUCAAUCCCUGUAUUAAUCAAAUCAAGCGUGUAAGAUGUAUUUCCUCUGUUCCCCUUCCCUCUCUUAUCCUCUCCUUGCCUGGCGCUGGACAGCUGUAGUGUUGGGUGCCAGGUAUUUGAUGAGGCCCCUGGUGUACCAGAAAGCCCCUGAUGGGGGCUGGGGCUGGGUGGUGGCAGGGGCUUUCUUCCUGGUGGAGGUCUUCACCUACGGAGUCAUCAAGAGCUUCGGUAUCUUCCUCCAGGACCUGAUGGAGGAGUUUGAGGAGAGCAACAGCCGUGUGUCCUGGAUCAUCUCCAUCUGCGUGUUUGUCAUGUCUUUCGCAGCACCUCUGUCCUCAAUCUUAACCAAUCGGUUUGGGUUCCAGCCAGUCGUCAUGAUUGGUGGAUUCCUCCUUGCUGUGGGAACCAUCACUACUGGCUUUACGACCUCUGUCAACCAAAUGUACAUCACAACGGGAAUCAUUGCAGGUCUUGGGUACUGCCUGACCUUCCUGCCCACAGUGACCAUCCUCUCUCAGUACUUCACACGCAGACGCUCCCUGGUAACAGCAGUGGCGUCCACUGGAGAGUCCUUCACCAUGUUUGCUCUCGCCCCUGCAUUCUCUGCUCUGAGGGACAGUAUUGGCUGGCGUUACACCAUGGUGGUGAUAGGAGCUCUGCAAGGCACCAUCAUUGUCUGUGGGGCCUUGCUGCGGCCCAUCAUCAUCACACACCAGCCUGUCUGGGGGACAGAGACCCAUGUGCUGGCCCCAACAGAGCAGGGGAACCAGAGCGUGCAGAUCAACUCAAAACUGAACUCACACAGCAGACUGGAGGACUCAGGCUCCUUGACCAGAAAGCAUUCCUAUAUGGCGGAAAACGUAAACAAUCAGGAAAACAAGCUGACACGUGGAGACUCCCUGAGAUCUGGGGUCUCUGGGGGGCAGUGCCUGCCAGGGACAGCAGCGGGUGGUGGGUCUGGGGAGGAGGGGAUACCCCUGAAGGGAGAAGAGGAGAUGGAGAACCUUAAGAAUCAAGUGAAAGUAGAGAAGGUAAUGGAGGGCUAUAAGCUUCAAGUGGAGAUGGGGAAAGGGGGCAUAGAGAGAAAAGGACAGGGGGAUGAGAAGGAGGAGGAAGAAAUGACGUCAGUGGACCAGACGUCCCAGCAGGUCAGAUUUCUGGACUUCUCUGUGCUAAGGGAGGGUCGUUUUAUCUGCUACUCUCUCUUUGGGCUCUUCGCCACGCUGGGCUUCUUCGCCCCGCAGCUCUACAUCAUCCAGCUGAGCGUGAACCGGGGCGUGGAGCGCGAGCACGCCAUGUACAUGCUGUCCACCAUGGCUGUGGCCGAGAUGCUGGGACGCCUGUCUGUCGGCUGGGUCAUGAGCAGGAAGCAGGUGUGCCACAGGAAGCCCCAGGUGCUGCUGGGAUGUGUCAUUUCCCUGACACUGGUGCUGGGGGCCUUUGGCCUGGUGUGGGAGUUCUGGGGCCUGGCAUUGUGCUGUGGCCUGUAUGGGUUCUUCAUGGGCACAGUGGCGUCUACACACAUCCCCAUGCUGGCAGAGGAGGAAGUGGUGGGCAUCGAGAGGAUGGCAUCAGCUGCUGGCGUCUAUGUUUUCAUUCAGAGUUUUGCUGGACUGGCUGGUCCCCCUCUAGGAGGACUUCUGGUGGAUUUGACUCAGGACUACGGUUCUGCCUUCUACUCCUGUGCGAUGGGGAUGGGCCUGGGGGCCGUGUUCCUAGGUCUGGUCUUACCUGCCAAGAGAGGCCUGUCCUGUAAUUGCUGUAGGGGCCCUCAGCCUCUGCAUCAGGGGCUGAGUAACCCUGCAGACAACCAUGGAAGAGACAGUCCACAAGACUACCUGGAGGUGGACCUAAACCAAAACCAGGAAGUGAUUCAUUGUAAAGGCCAGCCAAUUACAAGCUCUGCAUGAGUUUGCAUUGCCAAUAUCUACCUGGAGAUUGAAGCCAAUACUUGAAUUGGUUUCAAUCCUAGUGAUUCGCACUGAAAAAAUUACAAUAAUCAAGCUGAGACCGAACCCUUCCUCACAAUAAGACAGGGACUGCAGGAACAGUCUGGACAGAAAUUCCAGUUGAAUGCAAUCAGCAGGCAUUGUUGUAAAUCUUAAUGUAACGUAUUGUAACAAAUGACUCCAGAAUCAGAGAGGAUGCUAAUGUUUUGUCAGUCGAGUCAUAUGGAGUUGAUACUGUGAUAUUAUCAAGGUGAUGAUAGUGAUGACAAUAGUGUAGCUAGGCAACCCAACACUGUGAAUUAGCCUGGAGCAAGAAUAGAUAUAUAAGUUCACAUUCCAUUAUUUUAUGAAAAUCAACAAGGUAAAAAAAAGUCAGGAAAUUACACUCAGGAAAUCAUGACUGAUUAAAUAUAUUGUUUUUAAUCAAAUUGUUGUUGUUAUCUAAGUUAAUUAUAGUUUUCUAUCAUAAUAAA